UUCCAGCAUUCCAGCCUCACUUCCUUUGAUAGGAACAAGCAGACAGUUGCUUGUUUUGGCGAAGAAAAACUGGCUAUAUACCCUUAUGUAACACCUCUCCAAAUUAAUUGCCUCUCACAAAGCUAACAGAACAAACUUAACUUCCGAAUAAGUUCAACAGUAAGUUUAGAUCAAAUGGAUGCCAUGAAAAUUACUGCAGUGCUGUUCCUGAGCUUUUCAUCGUCUAUGUCCAUUUGCCCUAAUCAAUGCACUUGCUAUUUCUCUAACAAUAUCAUAGCUGUGAUUUGUGUCUCAAUUGAAUCUCUUCAUGAAGUACCAGAAAACGUUCCGCCCAAUGCAACAAGACUAUCGCUCGAAUUUACCAACAUUGCCAUUAUAAAAGAAAAGGAUUUUAGUGGACUUCACCAACUUGAAGAGCUUCAUCUCUCAAGCAACAGAUUGACAAACAUCUCUUCAGGUGCACUAAGAGGCCUCCAUCAACUGAGAAUCUUGGAUUUAACCGACAACUUGCUGACUACAAUCUCACCAGAAUUACUUAGCACCUCUUUUAAUUUAACUACACUGGUACUACUUGGAAACAAAUUGCAAACUGUAAAUCCAUUAUGGUUUCAUCAUCUUCACAAUCUUGAAUCAUUGGAUUUAUCAAACAAUAUGUUGAAAUCAUUACCUCCUGAUUCAUUUCAAAAUCUGACUAACCUGAUAACACUUGACCUUUCCAGUAAUAAACUUGAACAUCUAUCAGUUGAUUUAUUUAACAAAAUGUCUAAACUGAAGAGGUUAAAUCUGGGACAUAAUCAGUUGCGUAGUUUCCUCCCUGGUACCUUUGACCGUGUGCUCAAUUUAGAAUAUUUGUUUCUUAAUGGUAAUAAAAUUGGAAAGAUCCCAGUGGGGCUGUUUAAUAAACUACUGAAGCUCGAUACAAUGGAUCUUUCAAACAAUACAUUGGAGUCACUUCCUCCAGGAGUGUUUGAUAAACUUUUGCACAUCGGGGCCAAAUGGCAACAGGGUUUAGAUCUCUCACUGAAUCCAUGGGUUUGUAACUGUGAUCUGAAGUAUCUGUGGGACUGGCUCUCAGUGAAUUCUGAAAAACUGUUCUCAGUCGAUUCAACAGUAUGUGCGAAACCUGAAAUCGUCAGGGCAAAACAGAUUACAACACUGACUGAAGUAGAAUUAAUGUGUUAAAGUAAUUGCUUCUGAGUCACUUUGUACUUGGUGCUUGUAUGAGUCACUUCAAAUAAGCAAAAAUAAACACUUGUUCCCA
Messenger RNA from Rhincodon typus (whale shark), 1261 nucleotides. Its product is annotated as leucine-rich alpha-2-glycoprotein-like. The coding region runs from base 175 to 1182 and encodes 335 amino acids. Gene Ontology annotation, molecular function: protein binding. The transcript has 2 exons. The record is from RefSeq and is a predicted model, not a curated record. Lineage: Eukaryota; Metazoa; Chordata; Chondrichthyes; Orectolobiformes; Rhincodontidae.